Messenger RNA from Thyridium curvatum, 1569 nucleotides. RefSeq lists its product as uncharacterized. The coding region runs from base 1 to 1569 and encodes 522 amino acids. The record is from RefSeq and is a predicted model, not a curated record. The transcript is spliced from 3 exons. Gene Ontology annotation, molecular function: flavin adenine dinucleotide binding; N,N-dimethylaniline monooxygenase activity; NADP binding. Lineage: Eukaryota; Fungi; Ascomycota; Sordariomycetes; Thyridiales; Thyridiaceae.
AUGGACAAACCUAGGGUCGCCAUUGUCGGCGCCGGCAUUUCCGGCUUGGUGUCGCUCAAGGAGUGCUUGGCUGAGGGUCUCGAAGCUGUGAUAUUCGAUGACGCCAACCAGAUCGGCGGCGGCUGGGUCUAUGACCCGGACGCAAGCAGCGGCCGCUCGUCCAUCUACUCCGGCUGCAUGCUCAACUCGUGCCGCGACGCCACCGCCUUCUCCGACUUCCCGCUGGACCCCUCGCGCUACCCGGACUUCUUCCGGCACGAGCUGUUCCGGCGGUACAUCGAAGAGUAUGCGGAGCACUUCGCCCUCGCCAAGCACAUCCGCCUGCGCACCAAGGUUCUCGAGUGCCUGCCGCUCGGGGACGGGACCUGGAAAGUGCGCGUGCAGGAGCAGGGCGGGGAAGUCGAAGAGCACACGUACACGGCCGUCAUCGCCGCGACCGGGCACCUCUCACGGCCCAAGACGCCAGGCUUCCCCGGCAAGGACACUUUCGAGGGCGUGUUCCUCCACAGCCAUUACUACCGCAGCCCGGGCCGGUUCGAGGGCAAGCGCGUCGUCAUCAUUGGUCUCGGCGCAUCCACGCUGGACAUCGCCUGUGAAGUCGGCCCGCAAGCCAAGGAGCUCCGGGUCAUCGCUCGCCGAGGCGCUUGGGUCCUCCCUCGGUUUGUGCUGGGCAAACCGCUCGAAGCUUGGGACAACCGCGCCACGCAGCUCUGGGUCCCCUCGGGCAUCGCGCAGUGGGCGCAGAAGCAAUUGCUGCACUUCGUUGACGGAAAGCCCCCGAAGGAGCUGAUGCCCGACCACAACAUCAUGUCUCAGAACGCGGCGGUACGCGGCGACUUUCUGGAAAAGGUGCGCUCCGGCCUCGUCAAGAUCGAGCGGGCGGGCGUGGAGCGCAUCACGCCGACGGGCAUCGUCUGCACUAACGGCACCACCUUCGAGGACGUCGACGUCAUCAUCUCCGCUACCGGCUACGACCACUAUGACCUGCCCUUCCUGCCCGCCGACGUGGCCCGCUCCGAGUCGACGCCGCCGCACCUUGUCGACCUCUACAAGAUCAUCCAGCCGCCCAAGUACCGCAACCUCUUCCUGCACGGCUGGGCCGAGCCCAUCGGGUCCCUGCCACCCACCGCGGAGGCGCAGGCGCGUUAUACCGCCGGCGUCCUGUCAGGCCGCGUCAAGGUCCCUUCCGAGGAGAAGAUGUACGCCGAGAUCAGAGCCGACCAGAAGAAGCACGCGGAACAUUACAUCCACUCGGAGCGGCACGCCAGCUCCGUGCACUUUGCCGACUACAUCGACGACCUGCUGCGACCCCUGGGCGCGGUGCCGACGUUCCCCAAGAUGCUCUGGCGCGUCUUCUCCACCGGCCAUCCCUGGAGAUCGUGGAAGGUGCUCUCGGCCGUCUGGUUCGGCAUGCCUAUUACUGCUGCCUGGCGGGUCUGUGGCCACGGUGCGGACCCGGCGCUGGCCGAGGAGGCUCUUUUGAGGGUGAACUCGAGCAACAAGGAUCUUACGCCGCGUGAGAAGGAGGUGCUUCCCGAGAGGAGGGGCAAGGUGCCCGCUAAUGUGUGA